Messenger RNA from Cooperia oncophora, 396 nucleotides. The record is from the annotation of a GenBank genome assembly. Lineage: Eukaryota; Metazoa; Nematoda; Chromadorea; Rhabditida; Trichostrongylidae.
AUGCUUAGUUCCGCCACGAACAACUUUAUCGAGGAAAACCAGCUACCUAACAAUAUUCGAGAAGUGGCUCUUAUAGUUCUACAAUUUCGUGCAGAAAUUGGCUCCGAGGUUCAACUUUCAGAGAUGAAAGCGUAUGAACGAUCUAUCGUCGCAUACUUCCAAGAUUCUUACAAAAGCGACUUCAUUUCUGUUUACAUUCUCACCGAUUCGUUCAUUACCUCAGAAAUAGUGAGAGCAGGACUUACUUUGCUGCCAUUUCUUAUUAUUGGAUUCACCAUCAUGGCGACGUUCUCGAGUCUAACCUUCUCUCUGAGCGGAAUCGUCCAGAAACAGAUGAAUAUACAUAAGGUCAGUACUACUCCGAGUUCUUGCCUCAUCCAAGGCGUGAAUGGAUAA